CUCUCUCUCUCCCCUCCUUCUCUCUCUUGCAUUUUUUGCAAGUGAUAAUUCAUUACAACAUCGUGAUCCAAUGGUGGCAAGCUAAAAGUGGGGGUUCACUCUCACUAUUCACAGUCGCAACCAUCUUCUCUCUCCCUCUUUCUUUCUCUCUCUCUCUCUCUUUCUCUCUCUUUAUCUCUCUAUCUCUUUCUGACGCUCGAAAUAUCGCGAGGUUACCUCGCGAGUGCACCUUUCGAGUUUGUCAAGCCCGCGAGUGGCAAACAGUCGAGCCUUGUACGGCAGUGUAAGAAACUAUUCCAGAAUUUCCUUUUCUUUGAUUUAGUGAAAAAUCCGUGACCAUGGAUGAUGUUACGGAAAACUUCGCCGAUGUCCAUGCGGAUGUUAGCUGCGAUACAAAUUAUGUGCCCUCCGCUAUCGAACUUAUAGAAAGUUUGGAUGCGUUGGGUACCGGAUUGCUGAGUGUCGGAUCGAUAUUCUCAGUUCUCACAAUAUAUUUCGCUGUCGAUGCAUGUCACAAUAUCGUCUACCAGAAGAAUUCAAAAUUUUACAAAGGGAAUGCCAUCGUGAUCCUAUCAGUAUAUCCGGUCGCGAGCGUAUGCAGCCUUAUGGCGAUUGCGAUACCAAGGGGUCAGUUACUAUCGGAGGCAGUAACCCAAAUGUUCCUAACAAUCUCAUUUUAUCGGCUCUAUCUUCUCCUGCUGGACGUCGGUCGCCGAAGGAUCAGCGAGACGCCGGCGCUGAUGCUACGAGUCGGGCCCUGUUGCUGCUGGCCCUGUCUGCCCUUUCCGAACCUUCAGAUGACCGAUGCCAAUUUGUCUUGGCUAAGAAUCUUGGCCCUACAGCUUCCUAUGGUCCAGGGUCUUCUCUAUUUCAUAUUCCUUUUCAUGAAAGCCGAGGAACCGAUUCUUGCCACACAAUAUGGCGUAUAUCUUCAGCCGGUCAUGGUAAUCAGUAUACUCUUAGGAAUAUAUAGUUUAACUAUUGCUACAAAGACUCUACAUGCGGUAGCUCCAGAGGCCAACUUACAUUUCAAGACAUUGGUGACGCAAUUGGUGCUGUUGUUCUCUAAACUACAGGCGGGCAUUAUUAAGCUACUGCCCGCCACAGGCCUUUUUCCGUGCAAUCCACCUCUCACUCCGGAAAUUUACGCCAGCGUGACGUACAACUCACUAAUGUUAUUCGAAAUGUUAUUACUAUGCUACGCUGCUCGGCAUGUAUAUUACGUUGAUCCGGAGAAAAAUCAAGAACAGGACGCAAUAGAUCGGAUGCCGAAAACAACGGGUCAAGACCCGACAAAUAGCAACGAUAGCAACAAGUAACUUCCAAUGAUAUCAAUCGCGUAAACUUUCAAACUGGCGACAUCGGAAAUGUCAACUGUAUAUAUUAUUUAUGUCGAAAAAAAACUUUCAUCGAUGAAAAAUUCGUCUCUCAAUGUUUUAAUCAACAUACAUCGAUCGAUAUAAGUAAAAUAAGACGAUAUUGAUCGAUGUAAAAACGGGAUUAUGUAGAUGUAGAACAUAUUGGGUUCUUCUAGAUAGUUUAACUUUUAGCCCUAUUUUUACAAAUCCUCUUUCUACUUCUGCAUCAUAAGCUCCCUUAUGUAAAUAUCAUUAUUAUAAUUAUAAUUGUUAUUAAUUAUCACAAGAAAUAUUAUUAAUUACUAGAACGGUAAUAUAAGAGGCUCACACACGAGGUAGAAAUCGGCACACGAAAGUCGAUCAUACUCGAUUUUAGACUGACUUUCUCUCUCUCUCUCUCUCUCUUUAUAUAUAUAUAAAAUUCUGCAAAUCUCGAUCUUUAAAUUAGUGUUUUCUUUCAUUGCUGAUAGUAAUUCUUAGAAUCAAUUAGAAGAAAUGUUACAUGCUUUCCAUUCUUUUAAUCAUCAUUGCGCGCCAUAUAUAACUCUUAUAAAUUCUAUUUUUAGAGAAAGAAAUAUAAAUAGCAAUAUAUAUAUAUAUAUAUAUAUAUAUAUAUA
This is a messenger RNA of Formica exsecta, 1975 nucleotides long. RefSeq names its product organic solute transporter alpha-like protein 3. Gene Ontology annotation, biological process: transport. Gene Ontology annotation, molecular function: transporter activity. The coding region runs from base 339 to 1319 and encodes 326 amino acids. The record is from RefSeq and is a predicted model, not a curated record. Lineage: Eukaryota; Metazoa; Arthropoda; Insecta; Hymenoptera; Formicidae. The transcript is spliced from 6 exons.